Molecule: messenger RNA, 11138 nt
Organism: Mytilus californianus (California mussel)
Lineage: Eukaryota; Metazoa; Mollusca; Bivalvia; Mytilida; Mytilidae
Exons: 4
Coding region: 302-6790 (2162 amino acids)
Biological process (GO): regulation of transcription by RNA polymerase II
Cellular component (GO): nucleus
Molecular function (GO): DNA-binding transcription factor activity, RNA polymerase II-specific; RNA polymerase II transcription regulatory region sequence-specific DNA binding
Source: RefSeq, a predicted model, not a curated record
UCUCAUUAGUUACACGCGAAAAAAAAAUGAAAAGAAACAGUGCAUUUGACCGUUUUGACGUGACUAGCAUGCAGAAAGCUUUUGAAAAAUGAUCAAGAGAAAUGAACAUUAACCAGCAAACAUUAAGUUCAUUGACAUGAUUGAUCUGUGAGAAAAUCAACAAAGAAAUGAUUUAAAUGGACAAUAUUUGAGGUUGUAAUGGGUGGUGAGGUGUUAAAAAGACUCAACGGAGGAGAAAACAAUUGUCAGUAAUUGUCAACAUUUGAAAAAGGAGCAACAAAAUUAGUAGCAAGUUUCAAAAAUGGAUAAGCCAUACGGUUGCCACUUGUGUUACAUUGGAUUUACCAAGCCCAAUGAACUGAAAAGUCAUCUUGACAGUCACAAAAAUCAGCCUAUUGAAUUCAGAUUCAGAUGUGAUCAGUGUCCAGCUGCAUUUAUUAAUAAACAGUAUCUUAUCCUUCAUCAGGCCAGUGCACACACUGAACAGGACAUCUCACAAGGAGAACAAACAAUAAGUUCCGAAGAGGAAAAAGCUUAUAAAUGUGAUCAAUGUGAUAAAAGUUUUAUAAGGGUAGGUAAUUUUAGAACACAUAUGCAUUGGCAUGAAAAUGGAGAAGACCACUUCGAAUGUAAUCUUUGCAAUAGGAAAUUCCUUAAUCGGGAAAAUCUCCUUAUACAUGAGCGAGUUCAUUCAGGAAAUACUCCAUAUCAGUGUGGAUUUUGUUCCAAAAGUUAUUCAACUAUAAAAAAUCUACGUAUACAUCAAAAUAGAAUGCACAAAAACAGUAAAAAACAUGCUUGUGAUCACUGUUCCCAGACUUUUGUUUCAAUGGUUAAACUAAAUCAACACAGAAUGACACAUUUUGAUAAACCUGCUGAUACAGAUGAGUUGUUAGGCGAUAUUUUCAAAAAAUAUUCAGAGCAAGUAGAUAUAAAAUCUGAACAGUAUGCUUGUAAUAUCUGCAACAAGAAGUUUCAACAUAAAGGUUGGUUAGAAAAUCACAAGAAAUUACAUGAACCAACAAGUCUUCUGUGUAAUAUUUGUGACAGAUUGUUUGAAAAUGCUUCUGAUCUUAAACAGCAUGAAAUAGAGGACCAUGUUACACACAGAAACACACCAGAACUUUCUGAUGGAAUGCAUAAUGAGCAACCAUACAAGUGUGACAUUUGCAACAAAGAAUUCAUUCGAAAGCCACUUUUAGAUGCUCACUUAUUGCAACAUAAGCGCCAAAAGCCUUUUGGGUGUAACUUUUGCCCUGGAGCCUUUCAAUUUGCUAAUGAAUUACGAAUGCACUUGAGGACUCACAAGCAUCCCAGGCCAUUUUCUUGUAAGCUUUGCCAUGCAAGGUUUGCACAGCAUAACCAAUUAAAAAUUCACAUCAGACAUAUGCAUACUGGUUUGAGUGGGAAUCAGCUGACAAGGUCACCUUCGACAGAAGAUACAUCAACAGAAGAAAAUGAAUCAGAUGCUGUAACGGUCUCUGAAGCUGAUUCUGAAACAGAUAUUUACGUACUUGCCAGCUCUGAUGAACAGAACAUUUCUACAGAGGAUGAAGAUACGGACAAUGAAGCAGUCAAACAUUUUCAUCCAAUGUCAAAAAGUUGGCAAAGAGAAACUGAUGAAAUGAAUAAAGCAUCAGUUACUUCCAAAAAAGGUCCAGUUUCAUUUUUGCUUUUUGGAAAGCUGGAGGGUUUUAAUCAGAGAAAAUCUUUACUUGAAAAUACACAAAGGUUGGAAGGAACAAAUCCCAAAAUUUCAACUCAGCCAGAUUGCAGUCUGAAUCAAUACGACAAAUUUGAAGAACAUUUCGAACUAUGGGAAAAUGGAGUGAGUAGUAAUAUCAGGUCAUUUCAAAAUCCUCUGAAUUCUAUAAACCAGCCAUCACAUAGUAGUUUUAAUCCAUCAGGUGUUAGUGAAUAUGGGAGAUUGAAUCAUGUUGGUGAUCAAAUGAUAGAUUUGCCGAAAUUGUCUAAUUAUGCUGGAACUGAUAAUUUGCUAUCUUGGCCAUCACCACAACAUAUAACAUUGUUUGAAAACAUUGAUAUAAGUGAAUUUUCUGACGAUAGUCAUGUACAUGAUGAAACUGAAUCAAAACCUAGAAAAAGGAGACACUCUGGGCGUAGUAUUAUGUCUUCUGGAAGUCAUGUUAGUUUGAGAGCUAUAAAUCAAGAUAAAAGUAUUGACAUAACCAAAGAAGAGAAUUUGAGUUAUGAUUUAAUCAAGCUUGACCACACUAAAAAUUCGAACACACCUAACAUUUACCACAACAGUAUUUUUAAUAGACAGGAUAUCACGCCUAACGUUAAUUCUGCAAAAGAAGAGGAUGCAAAAAACAAUGUUUCACAUUAUAGUCUAUUGUCAGAGAUUGAUAAGCAGGCCACUAAUGGCAAAUUUAAGGAUGAUAAUAUUGGAAAUAAUCUUUCUUUUUCAUCUAGGAUGAACUACAUUGGAAACAGUAAAGGUAAAAAUCAGAAUCUUAAAAUUUGUGGUAUGAAUCCAAAUGAGAAUCUCAUGGGACAAUUUACUGUAAAGGGGUCAAGUCUACUUCAUGAAAGUAAAACUGAUAAAGAAAGAAAAAUUGGACAAAACAUUUCAGAAAACUUAUUAGAAAAAUAUUUCUCUGGCAAAACUGAAAUCUGUAAGCAAUUUCGACCCAAACUUCAAUCAUAUGCUAGUGUCUCUCCAAAGUCUACUUACAGCUCAGCUUAUCCUGGUAACAUUCAAGAAGAUGACAAACAAAGCCCAUUUAAGUCCUUCAUUCAAUCUUACAAAAAAAGGAUCUUUCAAAAGUCAGGCACCAAGAAAAAGAUUAGAAAUGGUCAUGAAAAUACAAAACGAUAUGACAGUGAGGAUGAAAUAAGUUUUUCUAUGCCAGACAUUGUGAAGAAAGGAUAUUUUACUCAAAGUGUUCAUAAAAAAACUAAAGAGUCUGACAGUGAAGUUGAAAUUAGUUUUAAGAGGCCAAACAUUAAAAUAACUAUUAAGUCACCAAAGGCAACACGUGAAUACAGUGAGAAUGUUGAUUCUAGUGAUAAUGAAAUUAGUUUUAGGAAGAAGAAAAAGCAAAAAGAUGGUGUUUUCAUUAAAGCCGAUCAGAAUGUAUCAUUUUUUAUUGCCAAACCAAUGUUGGGAUAUUGCAGUUCUGUUGAUGAAUGUAGUAGUGUAGAUAAUGACCUGGCUGAUCAGACAACCAUUGAAGAUUGCAGUAGUAUAGAUAGUGAUGACCAUAAAUCAUUGAGUAGCCAUGGCAGUUAUCUUGCUGAUGACAGCACGGUUCCUGGAGAUGAUGCUACACCUGAGAGGACACUUUCAGAAAAUAGUAGCUCAUCAGACCUAGAAAGCAAUUCAACCCAGGAUUAUGUAUCAGGUGUAUGGGACCUUGAUUAUAAAGAGGAAAAUUCAAGUGUUGAAAAUACCCUGCAAGGAGCUAGUUUUAUGUAUAGUCCUAUAAGCGGUAAAUCUGAUGAUGGAAGCAUUUUAGAUGAUGACAAUUUGAUGACAGAUAACUGUUCUAGUUUAGAAAGUGAUAUAGAAAUUGACAUUCCACAUCAAAAGUUACAUUCUAAAAGAUGCAUGAAGAAGAAAAAUAUUUGGUUGAAAAGGAACUUUAAAUUUGAGAUCAGCAAAAUUGACAACAAACCUUUUAUAUCAAAUGCUUUCUAUCAAAAGGAUUCAGUUGAUGAAACUAGAGCACUUCAAUCAGCUGUCUCGAAAAUUCGAAAAAAAUAUGGUGAAAAUAAUUCUGUAUUGGAAGAAAAGGUUGCCAGUAUUAGAGAAAUGGUAAAAAAUAGGUAUUUCAAGAUGAAAAAGAAAUCAAGUGAUGGCAGUAGUAGAGAUAAUAGCACUAAGAAAAAAUCUCCUGCCAAGACAUUCCCAACUAAAGUCUAUGAACGUUUAAACAUGAAUCGAAUAAGUAUGAAGAAUGAAUCUCAGUUGUUAAAUGAAAGAAGCAGAGAGAAAAACUAUUCUUUUAAUGAAACCCUUUCUCCAAAACUAGAUAUAAAACAUAGUAUUAAAGAACCGUCAAUUAGGGCAUUUCAGCCUUUAGUCAAGAAAAAGAUAAGCAAUAGAGAUUCUCCAAUUGCUGCAGUAGGACAAAUUCCCAUUAUUAGGAGUCCUAGAUACAAAACCAGAUAUGCGGAGUUAAAAAUAGCAAAGAAAAGAAUAAAAAAAAUUUCAGAUGUUGAUACAUUUGAGGACACAUCACAAUCUCAAGACUUCUCUAUUUUGAGUCCAUCCGAUACUCUUGACAAUUUUGUAUGUAGACAAGGACUUUGUAAUCAUUCAACUCUGAACAUUCCUGAAGAUACUCAAAGUGUUAAAGGGUCUUCUAUAAAAAGUCCACUUUAUAUAAAGAGUCCAAGGUAUCCGACAAGAUAUGCAUCACAAAGACUAGCUAAAAAAAGAAUGGGGAGUGAAGGAGGCAAGACCUCCAUAAGAUCACUGAAGUCUCCAGGUGCAUUUAGAAUUACAAGUCCAAUACAUAACACUCAGUAUGCCUCAUUAGGGCCAUUCUUUAAUUUAAAAAGUCCAGUAUAUAAGACAAGAUAUGCAACUCGCCGAAUUGCACAGAAAAGAAUAGCGAUUGAAUCAGGAAAAUUUACUGAUUUCAACACAAGUCAGCUUCCAAAAGGAAUUGUUUAUGGACCAACACCAACAUCAGUAGGAUCUCUUCAAACAAAGAAAAGAAAACUAUCAACAGAGAAUGAAGAUCUAUCAAUUGUUACAAGAAACAUCAAAAGUAAGUCACAAUCAACACUUAAAAGAAGAAGUAGACCAAGGAAAAAAGAUGAAGCUGCAUGUCGUAGGAAAGCGCCAAAACAAAAAGGUCAAGUUCAACCUAGAAAACGAAAUCAGUUUACUACAGAAUGUGAAAUGGUCUGUCGAAGCAAACGUCCUAUUAACAAAGUGGCAAAACAAAACAUCAUAUCACAAAGUAAUUUUGAAGCAUGCAAUAAACUUGAGAAGCUUAAUGUUCAAGAUGUAGAUGCCACAAUACCAAAAACCCGAAGUGGCAGACCUGUAAAAUCUCCCGACCGAUAUAGAACUAUUUUUGUAAGUGAAUGUACUGUAAAAUUAAGAAGGGUUCCACCACAAAAGUAUACCCCAUUUCAAGAUAUAAAAGAGAAAGAAAAGAAAAAGAGCAAAAGUAGGAAAACCAGAAACAAGUCAAUAAAAAAAACACAGAAAGAUUUAUUCAGCAAAUUGGAAAAUAUAAAUAAAAGUAUAUAUAAAGACAAUAACAUUAAAAUAAGUGACCCUGGUUUAAAUAAAAACAAAACAAUUACAAGAGGCAUGGACAGAUAUGAAAUAAGAAACAAAAGUUCUGAUAAUAUUGACAACGAACAAAUAAUUGAAACUCUAAACCAAUCGGAGGGGGAAUAUUUUGGAAUUGAUCUAGAGGAGACAAGUAUGAAUAAGGAUAGAGAACCUAAAAAUAUCACAAAAUUGUCAAGAGGAAGGGAAAUACAAGUUAACAACGCUGAGCAUAGCAUUAAAGAAUUCGAAGAUGUAACUACAUUAAGAAGGGACAACAACAUGAACAAGGAAAAACAAACGUUAAACUUUGAAAUUAUUGGUAUUGAAGAGGCAGAAACAAUACUAGCCAAUCAAAUUCGAAAACAGAAAGAUGGAGGUCAAAGGGUCAAUGUUGAAAGUAUUUGCAAGAAAAUCAAGAAUAAGAAACACUUGAAAGCAGUUGCUAGAACUAAUGAAGGUAACAUAAGUAAACAACAAAAUCUCAGAAAAACAGAAAGAAAGAUAGAUUCACUUAAUGGAAAUGAAAUCCCAGUUUAUAAGGGGGAAAAUAAUAAAAUUAGCUUUCCAAACCUAAAAAACAAAACAUUUUCUUCCAAAAGAAAGAGAAAUAAACUUGGAAAAAAAUGUACAAACCAGUUGAUAGAUAAGAAAAAAAGACUUGAUAAAAAUUAUUCUUUGAGAAACAAGAGACGAGAUAGUCAUGACACAUGUAGCAUGGGUAGUAUAACAGUCUACGAAGGUGUUGAUUUAGACAAAUAUAUUGGCAAUGAAUCUUCAGAUUCUCAGGAAAAUUUUACUAGAAAAGAAGAUUGUGAUAUAAACAUGUCUGAUUUGAAAUUGUUUGGAAGAAAUUUAGACAUUACAGGGAAGACAAAAACUGAGGAAAGAAAUAAAUAUGAAAAACUUAAAACAAGUUCACAACAGGAAACAUCAACUAGACCGUCGUCAUGUAGAGAAUUCAAUGAAAACACAAAACAAUUGAUGAACAGACAACAGAGUGAUAAAAUCUGCGAAUUAGAACAAGUUCUACCAUACAGAAUACAAGGAUAUAAGGCUGCUGUGUCAGAAUUUGUGAUACCAACUGUCGAAAAUACUAGAUCCAAAUGUAAGGAACGUGAGAAGUUAAUGAACGAACUACAAAUGACAUGUGAUAAUAAAAGACAUGCAAGAGAGGACUUGAAAACAACUGUUGAAAACUCAGCAAGAAACAUAGAUUCAAAUAGAAUUGGAAGCAUAAAACUGAAUUCAGAUGUAGGUCAAAAAGAAAAGAAUACGGAAAGUGCUUUUCAUUCAAAGAAUUAUGAAAAUACUAUUGACAAGGAAGCUGACAAAAAUGAAGUUGUGAAACCAUGUAUCAUACAGAAGUUGAAAGAAAAAAUGGGUUCAAUUGUAGCCGAUUUGAUGAAUGAUAGUAUGAAGAAGAAUCAAACAAAGAAAACAUCAAUACACAAGGAACCAGUUUAUAAGAAAAACAUUUCUGACAACAUGGACAAAGCCGCCUAUGUUCAGUUGCACAAACUUGAUAGUUAAAAUUGUUGCUUAACUGGACUUUUAUUUAUAAUAAAUUAUAAUGACCAAAUGUGCAUGGCAUUUGUGCAAAAAUAUCUUCAGGGCUUUAUAAAAGAAAUACAUGUUGCUGCUGAUGCACAAAAGAUUAUUUGUUUUUUGUUUUUAUUAACUGUAACAAAGUGUUUUGAAUUAUUAUGUGAUCUUGGUAGGGAGUAACUUUUCAAUCAGCGAUGCCAAUACCCCUUCUAUGAGCUCCACAUGCUACGUGGAGACUCUAGACUUAAGUAAACAUGGUAAAAGGAUGUAAAAUCUCAAGAUAAAUACUCAGGGAAAAAAUGCUUUUUAUAUAUACAUGGUGUUGAUGUGUGUUGAUUUGUUUAUAGAAUGAUUUUUUGUAUUUUAUAUUGCUGCUAGGACGUUUGGUUACCAAGAGUUAUGAGAGUAUCAUCUUCCUCAUAGUCAACAUUCCUGGUCUGCCAUGAAAUAUUAUUCAUACUGUCAUUUUCUGUACCAAGUCAGGAAUAUGACAGUUGUUUUCCAUUCGUUUGAGGUGUUUGAUCUUUUGAUUUUGCCAUUUGAUAAGGGACUUCCCAUUUUGAAAUUACCUUGGAGUUGGGUAUUUUUGUUAUAUUCCUUUUUUCUUCAAAUUUAUUUUUCAUAAAAUGUUAAAAUCAGUCGCAAUACUAAAGAAGAAAAAAAUCAUGGCAUAAUGGCCUUAGUAACAUUUGGCACAAUUUUUUUUUCUGGUUUUUGGCGUACUUUAUUUGGCCCUUCUGCUUAUUUGAUUUUAAUGCCAAAGAUGAGUAUUAUAUAGACAAACAUGUGUCUGGCAUUAUAGAUUAUAAGGCUAGCAUCAUUGAUGAUAUACAUUUGGAUUUACCUAAUAAAUGGACAACAGAUAAUAGCAAGUGCAAAAUUUCUCUCCAGUGUUUAAUAUUAGUACUAAUAUUUUUGUUGUUAAAUUUAAUUUUUUACAUUAAUAACUAAAUGAUUCUUCACCAAUUUCAUCACUUUUGCUUAAUAACAUGUUACCAACAAUGUUGACAUGUGUUCAAGUAGAGAAGGUUAACAAGGUUUAUUGUUAAGACCAAUAUUUAGGCAUGAACUAUUUUAAGAGGCUUGGGAAGUUUUGUUUGUUUUUGAAUAAUUGACUUGUAAUUGAUUUUAUAUAUAUUUGAAUAUUUAGAAAAAAGGGCAAUUUUGUACUAAAUAUAUUUGUGUGGUAUUUAUGUUUUAUCAGCAAUUUGUACAUUUUCCCUUUGAUCUUACUGCCUAAUAUUUUCAAGAUCAUGGACAGGACUUGAUACACGAAAAUAUAAGGCAAUGACGUCAUGUAUAAGUGCAGCGACGUCGCGUGCUCAAAUCCAUCCGCGUCAAUUUAUCAAUGAAAUGCACGCGACGUCAUUCAUACAACCAAACAACUAUCCCAACGUUUUGUACGCGUAAAAGUAGUUUUACUAGCUAUUUCAUUCUACUUCAUAUUCUCAACAAAAAAAAACCUACAGUUAUGACAAAUUGCCGAUAAAAAGAAUAAUGGCAUUUUAUUUUUUGAUACUGACUUCAUCAGCUCGAAUAUCAGCUCGCCCUAGCGGGCUCGCUUGAUAUUCUUGCUGAUAAAGUCAGUAUCAAAAACAAAAAUGCCAUUAUUCUAUAUUUAUACAUCUUUUAUAUUAACCAUGUUAAUAGUAUGCUAAUCAUUGUCCAAAUGUUAGAAUGAGAUUAUGUUAUAUUUGUCAAUGUAUGAUACUGCACAGUGUGAUUAAUGCAUGUUGCUACUCAUUUUUGUAUGAGAUUUUUUUUCUUUUUUUAAAUGGUUAGAUAAAUAUAUAUAUAUAUAUAUAUUGAUUUGUUAUUUAUAUAAUUUGAAAUAUGAAUUUAAAUGUGGUCUUGUAAAUAGGUUUUAUUGGUUUUUCUCUGCGAAGGGUUUUGAAUUCCAUUACAAUUUUUGUAUUUUUACACUUUCAUAUGAUUUAUUUUUUUUUAUAAAUAUAUAAUUUCAAAUACACUUGUAUUUUGGAACUUGUAAAGUCACCAUUGUUUGAGCUUUUUUUUUAUUAUUCAUGUGAAUUGACAUUCAACAUCUGUGGAUACCUUAUAGAAGAUUAAAAAUAAUUAAUGAUCUCAUUUUAUUAUGUUUAUAAAAGUCUUUAUUUUUUUAUAAAUUGUUUUUUUUGGUUUUAAGGGCCAUUCCAAGUUUGAUCAGAAAGUAAAUUAUACAUACACAAUGUAGUUAAGCAACAUUUGGAGGAGGUAUCUCCCUCAUGCAUGGCCUUGAUUUCUUGUCGAGGUUUGGCUUCACUUUUGGCCCCUUUUUGGUUUGAUCAGCUCUUCAAAGUUUGUACUACAAUGUAUUAGGGUUUGGGCUUUCAAAUAUUUUGCACUCGUGCAUCACUGCAGUCAAAUUGAUUUUUUUUUGUAAAGUUUGCAUGUCCAUCAGACAGGGUUCACCUGACCUCGACCUUAUUUCAUGGAUCAGUAAUCAAGGUUAAAGUUACGUGAUUGGGUCCGUUUCUCAAAUACCAUAAGCAGUAGGUUAAAUAUAUGGGGUGUAUGGAAUGAUUGUAACGGGUACAUGUCAGUCUGGCAGGUUUCAUCUGACCUUGCCAUCAUUUUUAUGGUUCAUUGGUCAAUGUUAUGAUUUGUGUUUUGGUCUAUUUUUCAAGUUCUUAUAUCAAUAGGUCAACUAUAUUUGUUGUAUGAAUGAUUGUAAGGUGAACAUGUCUGUCUUGUAGGUAUCAUCUGACAUUGACCUCAUUUUCCUUGUUCAUUGAUCAAUGUUUUUAAGUUUUUGUGUUUUUGUCUGUUUUUCAAUUACAAUAAGCAAGAGGUCAACAAUUUUUGGUGUAUAACAAAUUUGUAAGGUGUAAUUGUCUAUCUGACAGGAUUUAUCUGACCUUUACCUCAUGUCAUAGAUCUUUAAAAAUGUUAUGUUUAUGUGAUACUUUUUGCAAAGCCUUCAUCUUUAAGACUUUCAGCAUAAAAUCAAUAGUCAUUAAAGCAGGCGAGACGUUUCAUCUGUGCACUCUUGUUUUAUAUUACAUUUAAAUUUGAAAAAUGGGUAAUGAUUAAUAAGCUAUUGAAUGAUUAGAACCUGUUUUGGCAGGGCAAUUUUGAAUAUAUAUAUAUGGUCUUUCCCCUUUUCAAUUCAUUUGAUAACACCAUUCUAAAAGCAAGGUGUUAAAAACCAUAGACAAAAACACUAUUAGAAUUAUCCUAAAACAUCAAAACAAUUUAAAAAUAAACCGGUUUUAAAUUUUCCAUUAUUGCUAAAACAUUAUUGAAUGACUGUCUGUUCAACAGUACAAUAUGACAAGGGCCUUUAGUUAAUAUACAUGAUUCAUGUUUAAUACUGGCACCUUUUCUGCACGUCAUGAAGUUAUUUUUUUAAGGAUAAUGGUCAAUUUGAUAUAUCCAGUAUUUUUUAUUAAGCACAUUAGGCUUUAGAACUAUAAUAUUACUGGAUUGAACAAUGUAUCUAUCAUAUCCAUUGUCUUGAUUUGCAUAAUAAUACUGGAAAAACAUUUUAUAUAUACAUAUAUCAAGUAGUUUUAUUUGUUGAUAUUCUUUUAUAUUUGAUAUAAUAAUGCAUAGUCAGAUAUAUUACAUGUUAGUUUUAUUUUCUAUUAUUGUUUUUAUUCAAACACAUCUAGUUGUUCUUUUGAUAAAGUCUUAUGUUUUAAAUGCCAUUGAAAAAACUUGUUUGUUCAGGAAAUUUGCUUUGUUUUAUUCUAGUGCCGUUUAUGUUUUUAUUGCAUAAAUAUACCAUGUUUAGUAGAGUCUCAUUUGUAUUGCUAUUGAAUUUUAUUUUUAGGAUUGUUACAUUUUUCUUACACUGUAAAUUCAGAAAUUAUUGCAAGGUCUAUUUUAGUGUGAAUAAUGCGACAGGGUGAGUAUCGCAAUAAUUCAAACUCACUCUCUGAUAUCUGAUUCAUAUAUCUAUAUGCAUAUUUUCCGUAAAUCGCAAUAAUUAAUCUCACAUUUUUGUCCAUUUUUAAAAAAAAUCACAUUAAUCAAUGCACACAAUAAUUUCUGUAUGAAUAGUUGUUUUCUGAUACAUUUAUUGAUUCAAUUGACCUGAUAUUUUUAUGAUAUUAGUUAUCUACAGAAUAGAUUAUGGAUAGGACAGUAAACUCGUGUCAGAUCUUUACCAAGCUGUACCGUAUUAACCACCUGAUGCAUUGUACAAUCAACUUUUAUUCUUAUACAUUCCAAGUUGCGUUGAAUAAUGGUUGUGAUGAUAUAUAAUCUACUGAAAUAUUUUUGUAUUUAAAUUGUUGAUGCUCAAUAUUUUUUACAUGUAAAUUGGCAAUAUCUUUGUCUCUAUGUUGAAUUUCUGUUUUGCCUUAUGAAUAAAGAGAUACCAUUAUUA